Dreissena polymorpha is the source of this 2221-nucleotide messenger RNA. RefSeq names its product death-associated inhibitor of apoptosis 1-like. The transcript has 5 exons. Gene Ontology annotation, biological process: negative regulation of apoptotic process; positive regulation of protein ubiquitination; regulation of cell cycle. Gene Ontology annotation, molecular function: cysteine-type endopeptidase inhibitor activity involved in apoptotic process; ubiquitin protein ligase activity. Gene Ontology annotation, cellular component: cytoplasm; nucleus. The coding region runs from base 425 to 2221 and encodes 598 amino acids. The record is from RefSeq and is a predicted model, not a curated record. NCBI's taxonomy places the organism in Eukaryota, Metazoa, Mollusca, Bivalvia, Myida, Dreissenidae.
GCCAUAUAAACGCAGACAUGUGUUUAGUAUAGAAAGCGUUAAAUGUAAUUAACUACAAACUAGUACAUUUUACUUUCUUAAUUAGUACGAAAUAAAAUGUAAAUCCAAACGUCUUGUAAUAUAAUAAAGAUGCAUUAAUGUCUCUUUUUAUCAUGUGCAUGCCACGACACACCAGAAACAUUAAGGGGAGAAAACCUCUUUAAAAUCUGGAAAAAUGGUCGGGAAAUUUCCCGUAACUUCUCGAUUACUCGUUACGUGACUGACUUAACUUUAUAUAACGUAGCUCUAUACACCAAGUUCAUAACGCAGUGGAUAUACGACGGAGAUAUAAACUGUUUUUAAUCAACUACUACUUGAACAGAAGUCAAGAUUAUCUUAUUUGUUAAAUACACGUGCUUUUUAAAAAGUUCUUUUAGUAAGAACCAUGGAGGAAACUAGUUUUAAAUCAAGUAAUUCUAGCGGCUUUCCAAGUGGGGACUAUACCAGUAGUUUACAUGACCUACCAUUACUAUCUGCUGGAAAAUAUGAUGAUAUAGAAGAAGAUUCAGCGCCAAUAGUGACACUUAAUACUCGCCUACAAGAUUGGAUGAUGGGCGACGAAAGCACGGAUGAAGAGCCAGAAGACUAUGCCCCCGACCCACGGGAAUAUUAUUCUCAUUUCUACCGUGAGAGCGAGAGACUCACAACAUUCCAUGACUGGCCACAUUGGGCAAAUGUAACAAAGGAAGAAUUGGCCAAAAAUGGGUUUUUGUACCUACAUGUAUCUGAUCGCGUGCAAUGUGUGUUCUGUAGAGCUAGUUUAGGUAGCUUUAAACAAGGUGAUGUUAUUGCAAAUGAGCACAGGAAAUAUUGCCCAGAAUGUCCUCUUGCGUUUGGAUAUGAAUGUGGAAAUAUACCCAUUUCGUCGGGCACGAGAGUUUCACAGGCAACACCAGAACAUGCAUUGAAUAGAACAAACCUUUUAAGAACGACUGCAGCUAGAAAUUUUGCUAAUUCUUCGCUUAGGUCAGGCCUGUUUCAAACAACUUCAACUCUAAAUUUAGCUGAUACUGCUGUAUUCGUCACACAAUCACAAAGUGCAGCAACUCUGUCUUCAAUUCAUUCAAAUCAAGAAGAAGCAGCCGCUAUCUCCGAGCCAAAGUACCGUGACUGGGCUGACGAACACACAAGGUUAUUGUCAUACAGGGGAUGGCCUGCACACAUGAAGCAAACUCCGAGAGACUUGGCAGCUGCUGGCUUGUUGUAUAUGGGUCAAGCUGAUCGGUGUAAGUGCUACUGGUGCGGAGGUGAACUUCAUGGCUGGGAACCAAACGACAUACCAUUGAUAGAGCAUGAAAAAUGGUUUCCACAAUGCGGGUUUGUAAGGCAGCAGAAAGGCAUUGAAUAUGUUAUGAACAUCAAACACGGAGAGGGGUUUACAAAUAAGAAGCAGACGGCAGCUCAAGAGCAAAGAAGACCGACAAUUUUUUCAUCCAGCCAACCUGGUCUUUUGGUCAACCGGUCAGACUGUUCAGUUGUCAUGACAGCACACGGUCAACUAGUCGCCCAGCCCAGUGAUGCGACGGAUGAUGCCACAAGUCAGUCAAGUGCUGACGAUCAAGGGCUGGGCCAUGGGCCAAACUCUGUCCAGCUUUAUAACCAACGUUUGCAAAAUCAGAGUUAUACUAGUGACUCUAGUGUCUUGAACCUUGUAACUGCGAAAGAUAUCAGAAAAUAUGUCGAGGAGUUGACACAGAAGAGGCAGUUAGCCCAAAUUCAUGCAAGACUCACAGACACCGUUACCUAUGCAAACUCAAGACUAUCGAGUAAUUUUGUCAACGGGUCAUUUGCCGUGUCAGGUAGUGGUCAGCAAGUAGCCCAGCCCAGUGACGAGGCGGGGGCCUCCAAGGGUCAGUUGUGCAUCGAGGAUCUGGCUAUGGAGGGCGUGGGGGAAUCAAAUACUGGCAGUAUUAAUAACAGGCGUUUACAAAACAUGAGACUGAAUACUAACUCCAGUUCCUUGUCCUCAGCAAGUAUUCCUUCAGAUGUCGACUAUGCACUUAAGGAGAACGAGAAACUCAAAGAACAACGCGUGUGUACAGUAUGUAUGGACAGGGAGGUCUGCGUUACCUUACUUCCUUGUCGCCACCUGGCAACCUGUGAAGAGUGUGCUAAAUCAAUCAGUACUUGUCCCAUUUGCAGAUCGGCAGUUGAAAGCAAAGUUAAAGUAUACUGGGCUUGA